Messenger RNA from Prunus armeniaca (apricot), 186 nucleotides. The record is from the annotation of a GenBank genome assembly. Lineage: Eukaryota; Viridiplantae; Streptophyta; Magnoliopsida; Rosales; Rosaceae.
AUGCCUCUUCGAUGCAUGCAACAAAAAUCAUCAGAGCUAAAAAAGGAGGAAAAGAAAAAGAAGAAAGUUCCCAUUGUUCCAAAGAAGCCCAAAAGUGAGAAAUUUGAAAAGUUAGAGGCCCUUAGCAAACGGCUGCGUCUUUGCAUCCUUAAGCGAGUAAACCAUUGUAGACAUCCCACUUCAUGA